AUGUACUACGAGUCCCUGCUCAAGACGGUGCUCGAGGGCCAAGUGCUCCGGGCGCCGCACAUGAAGAACGAGCCGGCGUUCUACCGACGCCUCGAGCAGUCGAUGGACGUAGCGCGCAAGAAGAACACGCUGACGACGCUCAAGCCGCGGUGGGAAGACGACGUGCUGGACCUGACAUCGAGCGACUUCCUGUCGCUGAGCCGGACGGGCCGCAUCCGCGACGCGUUCCUGGCCGAGCUGGCCGAGUGCGGCGACUUCCGGCUGAGCGCGUCGGGGUCGCGGACGCAGUACGGCAACUACGACUACCUGAACGUCGCGGAGUCCGAGAUCGCGGCCUUCCACAAUUCCGAGACAGCGUGGAUCUGCCACUCGGGCUUUUUGGCCAACAUGGCCGUGCUCGAGUCGGUACCGCUCUCGGGCGACGCCAUCGUCUGGGACGAGUUCUCGCACGCCAGCACCAGCUUGGGCAUCAAGCUCAGCUCGGCCGCCCACAAGCUCUCCUUUCAACACAACAGCGUCGAUUCCCUGCGCGACGUGCUCACCUCGCUGCGCGACGGCGACGGCGGCUUUCGCUCCGGCGCCAAGUCCGUGCUGAUCUGCGUCGAGUCCAUCUAUAGCAUGGACGGCGACAUAUGCCCCCUCGCCGAGUUCGUGGCGCUCGCCAAGGAGCUCUUCCCCGCUGGCAAUGCGCAGUUCAUCAUGGAUGAGGCACACAGCAGCGGAGUCUUGGGUCCCAACGGAGCGGGCUUGGUUCAAGCACUCGGCUUGGAGAAAGAAAUCGCCAUCCGCAUCCACGUCUGUAGCAAGGCAUUGGGUGCAACUGGAGGUGUGAUCCUCUGCAACCAGACAGUGCGCAACGCCAUCAUACAAAACUCCCGCGCGCUGACCUACAGCGGUGCCCCAUCCGUGCCCAUGGUCGCUUGCAUCCGCGCCGCCUACCGAUUUCUGAGAAACGGCGAGACCCAAAAGGAACAAGAGCAGAUCCAGACCAUCGUAAAGUACUUCUUCGAGCAGGUGCUUGCGCACCCAGUGUGGCAGGACGCCAUGGACGCGGGGCUGCUAGCGGUGCCGCUGGCGGAGGAGUUUGAGACGCGCCCCUACCAGUCGCACAUCGCGCCGCUGCGGCUGCUGCGCGGGGGCCACGGGCACGAGCAGUUCCUGUUCUGCCACCUGGCCAUCGCUAACAUGAACGCGUACCCGAUCUCCUAUCCGACCGUGCCCAAGGGCACCGACCGCAUCCGCCUCGUCUUCCACGCCCACAACACCGCCGACGACGUCGACCGCCUCGUCGCCACCGUCGCCGACUGGGCCGAGGAGAUGAUGCAGAUCGAGAGCAGCGGCUCCAAGGAUGCCAUGCCCUCGGCCAUGCGCAAGGCCUACUGGAUGGAGACGUCGCUGGUCAAGUGA
Diaporthe amygdali is the source of this 1407-nucleotide messenger RNA. Its product is annotated as aminotransferase class I II. The transcript is spliced from 4 exons. Lineage: Eukaryota; Fungi; Ascomycota; Sordariomycetes; Diaporthales; Diaporthaceae. The record is from RefSeq and is a predicted model, not a curated record. Gene Ontology annotation, biological process: biosynthetic process. Gene Ontology annotation, molecular function: pyridoxal phosphate binding. The coding region runs from base 1 to 1407 and encodes 468 amino acids.